Molecule: messenger RNA, 925 nt
Organism: Suncus etruscus (white-toothed pygmy shrew)
Lineage: Eukaryota; Metazoa; Chordata; Mammalia; Eulipotyphla; Soricidae
Gene: TM4SF4
Product: transmembrane 4 L six family member 4
Exons: 5
Coding region: 210-836 (208 amino acids)
Cellular component (GO): membrane
Source: RefSeq, a predicted model, not a curated record
AAAAAAACGGACUUCAGGUCAGAGAGGAUAUAUAAAUGUCCAUGCCUAGCUUCUGCUAUGCCCAGUGCCUCCCUGCUCGCGAGCGUGGACUGAAUUGGAGACCAUCUGUUUGUUCUGAGGUGGACGCCCAGGCCAAGCGGGUGUGAAGCAACCCCCUGCAGGAGGCCAGGGAGAAUUUUGAGUUUUGGAUCUAACCUGCCUGCCCCAACAUGUGCACCGGCUCCUGCGCCAAGUGUCUGGGAUGGACCCUCAUCCCUCUGGCUGUGUGCGGCUUUUUGGCUAACAUCCUCUUGUUCUUCCCCGGGGGAACAGUGCUGGAGAACAAAGCCCACCUGUCUUACGAGGUCUGGUACUUUGGAGGGAUCUUAGGAAGUGGGGUGCUGAUGAUCUUCCCUGCCCUGGUUUUCCUGGGCUUGAAGAAUAAUGAUUGCUGCGGCUGCUGCGGAAAUGAAGGAUGUGGGAAGCGCUUUGCGAUGUUCACCUCCACCCUGUUUGCAGCCAUCGGGUUCCUGGGAGCCGGAUACUCGUUUAUUGUCUCCGCCAUCUCCAUCAACAAAGGCCCUCGGUGUCUCACCCACACCGACCCCAACACCAACAACCAGACCUGGAUCUACCCCUUCCAGAACGGGGACUACCUGAGUGACACAUCCUUAUGGAAAAAGUGUCAGGGCCCCACAGACAUUGUACCCUGGAAUCUCACCCUCUUCUCUAUCCUUCUGAUCAUCGGGGGUGUCCAGAUGCUUCUCUGCGCCAUCCAAGUAGUCAACGGCCUUCUGGGGACCCUGUGCGGAGACUGCGGGUGCUGCGGUUGCUGUGGGGGAGAUGGACCCGUUUAAACUCCGACGGUGAACAAGUGCACACCAGAGCCUGAGGCUCCCAUAUGGCGCUCACCUCCCUCUAGGCACCUCUGGAUGCUCACCUCCCC